CAAGAGCAGGAAUUUCAAACCACGUUUGACAAAGUAAGGUAAGAAUGCUUCUUCAAUUGUCAACUUGCUCGCACCUUUUUUACUUCCUUAAGAUGUGUAACAACUGGAUCUUUUUUCGUACCAAGAUCUUGUCUGAGUUCCGUUAAGCAUAUGAUAUCGAUGUAGAAGGAAAUUCAAGGCAAAAGAGUUUCUCUUCCCAUCGACAUAUUCAGAGUUGAUGCACCAGUUCGGACUCCUAAAAGAUCUUGUACGCUGCACCUAUAGUAUAGAACCAUUUUGUUUGACCGAAGAUGCCUUUGUUCUUGAUAUAUCAAAGAUCGUCUCCAUUGUAUUCCGGUUCUAGUUCAACUGAAAAGAUUGGAAAUUGGUUCUCAAUUCUAAAACUUAUUUUCAUUAAAAAGUGUAUGCCUUAUCAAAAUUUGAACACUUGAAGAAGGGAUGCAAAAUUUACAGAAUUAACGAUUUUCGCAAUGCCUUUCCAAGAAUUUUUUAAAUUGAAAAGUUCAGCGAUUUUUGUUUUUUUUUCAAAACUUCUCUCCCUUUAUAAUGUGAAUUGCAACGAAUGCUUAAACUUUUAUUACAAUACCGGCAUCUAUACGGAAAAGAUUUUUCAUUUCAGUUAUUUGAAUCUCUAUUCGCAGGUUUUUUUUUCAGGACGGUUUUCGAAAUUUUCCGUUCGUCGAAGAAAAAGCAAAAUAGGAUCCUCCCUCCAAAAAAGGUUUCUCUUGGCCGUGAAAUAAUGUAAUUUACAGUUAUUUAUAUUGUGAACAUAACCCUUUACAAUGAAAGAUGAAAAAAUGUUGAAACGAAUAUCAUAUUCUUUUCAACUUCUUUAUUAUCAUUUUCGUUUUCAUUUGAUGUUAGCUAUAUUCUUGUCAAAGGUUAGGCUUCCAAGGAAUGAAGUCGAUUGUGUUUCUUUUGGCAAUUUACCUCAUGGCCUCCAGUGAUGGUAAGCUAAUUUUUUUUGUUCGAGUUUUCCAUUUCUUUAUAGUAUGCAAGUAAAUUGAAAGUCACUUACCGAAACAUCAACGGGGGCAUAACAAUUUGUUUGUUGAACCUAUUAUAAAAGAUGUUAAGUCUUAACGAUGGAAAUCUCAGUGGACUAGCAAAGUUGAGCUGUUCAUGCUGUCGAGACUACAUAGGUGGGCUUGUUGUGCUCUAAUUCCUCGCGAAUGAGUUGCCGUGAUUUGCGAGUAAUACUUCAGUAGCGGUUUUUUUCAAUGUUACUAGCAAUGUCGUUAAGUAAUCCAAAGUAAUCAUUGUAAAGGGAGACUUCUGCUUGUUAAACAGGACACCUACGUCGCAAGAAUCCGCCCGCUUCGAAAGAACACUGCGAAAAUCUUCUCGAAAAUGCAACGUAUGAGACGUACACCCUGAUGGAGCUGAACUAUAACUUAUCUUGCUAUCCUAAAGGUUGGAAAAACUUCUUUUUCCAAAAAGACGUUAUCCAGAUGGUUAAAAACAUAUCUGAUCGACUCCAAUACGACUCUCAAGUCCAGAAACUUGGAAUUAACCCAAAGAUUGGAUGGGUCUUUAGAGCACUCAACAUGGUUCCACUUGAUCAAGUGAAGGCCGUAAUUAUAGGGCAAGACCCAGCUCCACAACCCGGUCUAGCAACCGGGCUAGCGUUCAGUCUUGACGAAUCGGUCCACCCCACUAAGGUACCAAGUGUUCAAAGAGUGAUCCUUGAGGCGCGGAAUGAGGGUUACUGCGUUGAUCCAGAAAAAGGCGUUUUAAUAAACUGGGCCGAACAAGGAGUUGUCCUGCUCAAUACAGCUCUGACCUUGAUUCAAGACGAAAUAGGCUCGCACAUUGACGUAUGGGCAAAUUUCACACAUAAUCUCAUCGAGUACAUCAAUGAAAACGCUAGUCCAUCCGUAUGGAUCCUCUGGGGCUCGCACGCUAAACAGCUGGAAGAUAAGAUCGACCAUAGCAAGCAUUAUGUCCUCAAGGGAGGCCACCCCUCACCCAAUGCAGACGGCAAAUACUUCUUCUGCCAGAAUUAUUUUUCCUGUGCAAACGACUGGCUGUGCAGAGAGAAUCGUGGCAUGAUCGAUUGGAACCUAGUUUCUCGGCCCUGCCAGAAGCAUACCAGUCAGAAUUAUGUUAGAGUCACCGGUUAUCCAGGUUUUACUUAUGGGCAGCCUUGUCUAAUGAAAGCCUGUCCUGCAUUUAAAAAGUGA
Molecule: messenger RNA, 2183 nt
Organism: Porites evermanni
Lineage: Eukaryota; Metazoa; Cnidaria; Anthozoa; Scleractinia; Poritidae
Source: the annotation of a GenBank genome assembly